GAAGCACUGUGAUCAUGGCAGAAGUCGCUCCCGCUCCAGCCGCCGCUCCGGCCAAGGCCGCCAAGAAGAAGAAGAGCACGAAACCCGCCAAGACCGGACCCAGCGUCGGCGAGCUCAUCGUCAAGGCCGUGUCCGCCUCCAAGGAGCGCAGCGGUGUGUCACUGGCCGCCAUUAAGAAGGCUCUGUCCGCCGGCGGCUACGAUGUGGAGAAGAACAAGGCUCGCGUUAAGACCGCCGUCAAGAAGCUGGUCACCGCCGGAACUCUGGUUCAGACCAAAGGUACCGGCGCUUCUGGUUCCUUCAAGAUGAGCAAGAAAGAAGCUCCCAAAGCCAAGAAAGCCGCUCCUAAAGCCAAGAAGGCUCCCGCCGCCAAGAAACCCGCAGCAGCCAAGAAGCCCAAGAGCCCAGCGAAGAAGCCGGCGGCCGCUAAGAAGUCUCCAAAGAAGGCGGCUAAAAAGCCCGCAGCUAAGAAGGCGGCGACAAAGAGCCCCAAGAAAGCUGCUGCCAAGAAGCCCGCCAAAAGCCCCAAGAAGGCGGCCAAGAAACCGGCGGCGAAGAAGGCUCCCACCAAGAAAGCUGCCGCCAAGCCCAAAGCCAAGAAGGCAGCACCCAAGAAGAAGUAGACGCUCCGAUCUGUCCUUCAAUCAAAGGCUCUUUUCAGAGCCACCCACCUUCUCUACUGAGCCUCCGCUGUUGGGUGUGUAACAGGUGUAUCUGAUAGAUCAACGUUUGU
This is a messenger RNA of Synchiropus splendidus (mandarinfish), 733 nucleotides long. RefSeq names its product histone H1-like. Gene Ontology annotation, cellular component: nucleosome. The record is from RefSeq and is a predicted model, not a curated record. Lineage: Eukaryota; Metazoa; Chordata; Actinopteri; Syngnathiformes; Callionymidae. Gene Ontology annotation, biological process: nucleosome assembly. Gene Ontology annotation, molecular function: DNA binding; structural constituent of chromatin. The transcript has a single exon. Bases 15 to 623 code for a protein of 202 amino acids.